GCAAACAUCAGCAGAGUACAAGACAGGGCACAAGAUAUUUGAUUGCAUGUUUAAAGGCAGAAGGAAUCAGAAACACUGAGAACAAUGAUGAUCCACGUCCACUUCACUUUGCUCUUUCUUUGGGUGACAAAAGAUUUUGUGAGCUCUGUUAAUAUGAAGAUGCCCAUUGAUUUCUUGACUGUAGCAUUAGGGGACUCUCUUACAUUAAACUGCACCUACAACUGCUCCUCUGGAUUUGUUCGCGGCUGUUGGAGUAAAGUUUUAGACAACUCUGGCUGUCACAGGACACGGGUCAGCCUAGGCACAGUUUGUACAGUGUCUCUUCAACUAUCAAAUCUGUCCACUGAAGAUAUCAAGAACUAUACCUGCUACUCUGAAGAUACAGAUGAUAUUCGUCUUCCACAAAAAACAGAGCGCAUUGUUUUGCUGCGACUCCAAGGACAAACAAAAGCCCCAAACUUCACAGUUACCCCGAAGACUGAAACUAAAAAUGCAUCUUUUCCUGCUAAGCCAAAGGAUUCAAAUGGAGGAGAAUUUAUUGGAAUUAAGGUUUUAGCAACAGUUACUGUUGCUGUGGCCACGGUGCUUGCAGCUUUAGCUAUUUAUCUGUGGCUGAGCCGAAGCAAACAGUGCUGGAAUUGUAAAGGGGAGCCUGUCGUGUCCAGAUCAGGCUCACCACUGCCUCCUCACUCUGUCGUCUCACCAGUAAAGGGGCCGCUAGUGACACAAAGUGAAAGAGUGACUUUGAGGAUUCCUACUCCAGAUAAUGAGAGUGACACAGAGGUUCCAUAUGCUGACAUAAUGAUUACUGUACGAGGCGUUAGUACACCAGAGCUCACUCAGGUCUGCUACUUGACUCCUGGAGAUCAAAAAGAGCGGUGGGGAGAUGAAUCAAGGUCUCACCUGCAGGCCUCACGUUCAGCUGACAGACUGCAUGUGCUCCAGGCCAGAGAGGUCAGCCGCAAGAUGAGCACCAACUCCGAGUACGCAGUCAUCACGUAUGCCUGACUUUGAGGUCGUCCCUGCUGGGAGAGAAGAGGAGAAGAGAGAUAAUAAUACAGCUAUUUUAUAUGUACUUGAUAUUGCGAUUGAUAUGUGUGUGUUUGUGGUGUUUGUAAUGAUUUGUUACUAAUAAAGACGGUUUGUUUU
Molecule: messenger RNA, 1149 nt
Organism: Larimichthys crocea (large yellow croaker)
Lineage: Eukaryota; Metazoa; Chordata; Actinopteri; Sciaenidae
Exons: 10
Coding region: 85-1008 (307 amino acids)
Source: RefSeq, a predicted model, not a curated record